AUGUUUAUUACAGUAAUCAGAUUUUAUGCUUUUAUUAUCUUUGACCUGUUCUUUCUCUCAUAUGACUUCCCUCAGAGUCGAGAGAAACUACGUUCUAGCCUUCGAGCCUAUUGUCAGCGUCUCGGCCGGUAUCACAUGCCCCUUGCUUGGACAGCAAUCGACCUCUCUAAUUUGAUUGAGGAAGCACUUACUAUCGAUGUAGGAAACGAGGUAGCAUCUGCUGCCGUCACCACAGCUACAUCUGAAAGAGGGCAACGAUACUCUUCCUCACAUUUGCUUACGCCUUCUGUUUUGGUUGGAUCAUUGGAUCUUCGUCCUCUACCACCUCCACCUAUCCGUGGUAUGCUCUUUAAUCAUUGCACCAUCUCCAACUUGGCAUAG
Protopolystoma xenopodis is the source of this 381-nucleotide messenger RNA. Lineage: Eukaryota; Metazoa; Platyhelminthes; Monogenea; Polystomatidea; Polystomatidae. The record is from the annotation of a GenBank genome assembly.